UGUUGAAGCCGCUAGAGGCGAAUGUAGGCGCGUGGUGACAUAUAAGAGGAAGAUAUUAAGAUUGUCUAUGUGGCAGAUUCUCUUGAAAGAUGAGUGCAGUUUUAGUUUUUGUUUAUGCGAGGGACAUACCUCAAUCUUUCUUAAAUAAUGUACUAGGUGAAAUCUCAUUGAUUAGUAUGUUAAAGUCAAGUCGUGUUCCAAUGAUAGUGUCAGGUAAUUUCACUUGUCCUCCCUCGCUAUGUUUAAAUCUAACAGAUUGUCAGUUCAGAAUAAUGAUAUAUGUAAGUGUUGGGUACGGCGUGUUGAAGUAUUCUGGUGGUGGUGUCUGUCGAGGAACAGUGGAAUGUAAUGCUCGUCAUAUGAAAGUAUCAUAUUGAUAAGAAAGUGAAUAGCAAUUCAUAUUUGAGAUCUGUGUUGUUUGACAUGAUUCCCUGUUUGGAUGGUAAAAUUCUGUUCAGAGUAAUGGGAAGACUUAAUUGUACCAAGUUGUUGGUGAACAUGAGAUUCCAACACUAUCUGCUAUAAUAUGCAGAUGUUCCUGCACCACUGAUUUCACAGGGGACGGGGGGGGGCAAUUACUCUGUAUAACUUCGAUAUCAGAAUGCAUGUCAUAUUAGCAAGCCCGUACAUAGUGUUAAUUGCUAGGUUUUGCUUGAAAGCAGAGUGGGGUAGAUCCUCCCCAGCGUGGAUUAUGUGGGCCCAGUAUAUUCCCAUCAUUUUCGUCAGCAGAAUUUUUGUUCUUAUUUUCGUUGUGGGUUUGUGAGAGCUGCACAGGAACCUGUAUACAUUUGGAGCCGAUGGUAAAUGCUCCUUCAGGUGUAAAAAUUCGCCUGUCUUUCAGAUUUACCUUGAGAAGAGGAAUAUCAAAGGACUGAAGGUUUGUCACUGCAUCUUAGAACUGCCUGAUUUGAGUCUCCCCAAAAAUAAGACGCAUCUUUUCUUUACCGCCGUCAGGAAAAUGACGCUAAAUAUUAAGGAGCAGCUGAGGAACUUUACAGUAAAGGAUUGCUUCGCUAAAUGCCGACAGUCACGAACCCUUGUACUGGUUGUGGUGUUUAUAGCCAUAUUUCUUGACAACAUGCUGCUGACCACAGUAGUGCCUAUUAUUCCAAAUUUCCUUUACCAUUUGGAUCAUCCAGAUUUAGUCGCAGCAUCAAGGAACCUUUCUUCUAUUAGGCACUCAUUGAACAUUAGCAGACAAGGCAAUGAGACCUAUCAAAAUGUCACGGUCCUUUAUAAGAAACAGUGCACAGACCAUAACGCCACCACGAGGUCUAAUUUUACUUGGGAUGAAGUGGUGAAGCAUUAUAUUCCAAAGGUCGAUCUACCAGAUGAGUGCUACGAAAUAAGAUAUUUAAUGACUGUUUUGGCGGAAAAUGCAACCACGGUGGAGGACAAUAUCGACGUUGAGGCGGUCAUGAAUGCUACAGAGGAAGUGGCAAAAAAGCGACAUUUGUAUCUUGUAAACGAAAGUGUCAAAGUAGGAUUACUGUUUGCUUCUAAGGCAGUUGUACAACUACUUACGAACCCAUUCAUUGGCCCUUUAACCAACAGGAUCGGUUACAGCAUACCAAUGUUCACAGGAUUUGUCAUCAUGUUUGUUUCAACAAUAAUUUUUGCCUUCGCGGAGAGUUUUUGGCUCUUACUGAUGGCGAGGGCAGUUCAAGGCGUAGGGUCUUCCUGUUCAAGUGUGUCAGGCAUGGGUAUGAUAGCGGAGGUAUACCCUGAUGACAACGAGCGAGGACACGCCAUGGGGAUUGCUCUAAGUGGACUAGCUUUAGGGGUUCUUAUUGGUCCUCCGUUCGGUGGUGUGAUGUACCAAUUUGCAGGCAAGGAAGCGCCUUUCCUUAUAUUAGCGGCAUUGGCUUUAUUUGAUGGAUUAUUACAGCUUAUCGUCCUAAAACCCCGAGUAACUCCGGAGUGUCAAGAAGGAGCUUCCCUGAAAAAUCUCUUGACAGAUCCUUACAUUCUUCUUGCCGCAGGGGCCAUUACCUUUGCUAACAUGGGCAUUGCCAUGCUAGAGCCUUCACUUCCAAUAUGGAUGCUGGAUACAAUGAAUGCACCGGAAUGGCAGCAAGGCACAGCUUUCCUCCCAGCCAGCAUAUCAUACAUGAUAGGAACAAAUACGUUUGGACCGCUAGCUAACAAGAUCGGAAGAUGGCUUAGUUCGUUGAUUGGUAUGAUUAUUAUCGGCUGUUGCCUCGUAGCGAUCCCUUUUUCCAAGAAUAUAUUUCACCUCAUUGCGCCAAAUUUUGGGCUUGGGUUUGCUAUCGGAAUGGUAGAUUCUGCUAUGAUGCCUCACAUGGGUUAUUUGGUGGACCUGCGCCAUACGUCGGUCUACGGCAGCGUGUAUGCCAUAGCAGACGUGGCAUUUUGUCUGGGGUUUGCUGUUGGGCCGUCUUUGAGUGGAACGAUAGUGAAAGCAGUUGGAUUUUCAUGGAUGCUUUGGGGGAUGGCGAUAACUGUAUUCCUGUUCGCGCCGCUGAUGUAUUUCCUGCGCAACCCACCCGCUGUCAAAGAGGAGAAGAUGGCUCUUAUCAUGAACGACAAAUGCCCGGUCCAGUAUGUGACCUACGCCCAAAACCAAAAAAGUGCGGAUAAUUCGGAUGACGAGCCAGAAACCAUGGAAUCCUACAACGAUUAUUAACAUCUGGCAUAGCUUAAUUUAAGGGCGAUCCAAUACCUUAAACUAGAUAUAUUUAUUGAAGCGUACCGCCCGUUAUCAGACAAUUGUAUGGGCGAAUUUGGUCGUAUUUUAAUGAAUUAUUAGUAUGGACUGUAAGAAUGUAGAUGGGAGUAACAUCACUUGUAUUUGUAGAUAAGUAUUUCAUUUUCCGGUAGGACGGGCAGUAUCGAUGGAGAGGGUAACUAGGAUUCAGUGUUCAGAUACUUUUGCAUCAAAGUAAUUAUGUGGUGAAGGAAUUUACUGACCAAUCGCACAAAUGUUUAAUGUUCAAGUAUAGAUGCCUUUCCUUGCUUCCAGCUAUCCUGUCUAUGAAAGGAAUAAACAAAUUGCAAAUUUUAUCAUGUUUUAUCAAUUAAAAAUUUGAAGAAAAAAAAUCCACUUAAAAUUGAGGCAAGUCAAUGAAAAAAAUUAAUUGAACAGUUUUGUUCAUCUGGUACAUGAUAUUGACAAAAGAUUUCCGGCAGAUUAAAGAUUAACGGCAAAUAUGUUUAAAAUAUGAUCGAGCACAAUGUCAUCUUCAGCAAGAAGGUAAGCACGAACAUGAUUUAUUAUCACAACAAAUUGAACAAUGUUAGAUAGUAAACUAACAAAACAAACACCAUAUAGAAACGACUCCACUAACAACCAACCAAAAUUAUACUUGUA
Molecule: messenger RNA, 3331 nt
Organism: Lingula anatina
Lineage: Eukaryota; Metazoa; Brachiopoda; Lingulata; Lingulida; Lingulidae
Product: synaptic vesicular amine transporter
Biological process (GO): transmembrane transport; aminergic neurotransmitter loading into synaptic vesicle; xenobiotic transport
Cellular component (GO): terminal bouton; synaptic vesicle membrane
Molecular function (GO): serotonin:sodium:chloride symporter activity; xenobiotic transmembrane transporter activity
Source: RefSeq, a predicted model, not a curated record